This is a messenger RNA of Aplosporella prunicola CBS 121167, 1172 nucleotides long. RefSeq lists its product as uncharacterized. The coding region runs from base 262 to 852 and encodes 196 amino acids. Lineage: Eukaryota; Fungi; Ascomycota; Dothideomycetes; Botryosphaeriales; Aplosporellaceae. The record is from RefSeq and is a predicted model, not a curated record. The transcript has a single exon.
CAUGGCCGCCCCCACAACCACCAACAUCGUCGUCGUCAAGCCCAGCGAAGUGCCCUACGGGCCGCAGCCAAAACCCAAGGACGCCUGGCCGCGCGACCUCUUCUGAGCCCGCGCCGCCCUUCUUCGUGUUAUUUCCGCGCUCCUACCCACCUACCUCUCUUCUAUCUACCUACCUUAGUUGUUACCUUAGUUGUUGUUGAGGCGGCCUGUGCGCGAGCACGAAGCGCCGUUCUUCAUUCUUAAGCGCCCUAGCUAUUUAUUAUGCACGCGCGCGGGUCGAGCUGCGGCGGCGGCAGUGGUAGAGGCAGUGACGGCAAAGGCACUGGCGGCUGUAGCAGUGCGCGAAACGCCGCGGUGUUCGAUCGUCGCUGCUGCUGUCGCUGUCGCUGUCGGCGGCUGCGGUGGCGCCAGCUUGUAGUGGUGGCAUGGUCGUCGUCGACGCGACUGCGGGUGCGGGUGCGGGGCAGCAGCGCUCAGCUGGGUGCCGCGUCUACCACCACCACGAUCAUCACCUCCACGAGCACGACCGGUAUGCGCGCGCGCCCGCUGCUGCCACUGCCGCUGCCGCUGACGGCGUCGCCGCGUUGCCGCCGCUUGGUGCGGAAACCUACCGUCUACUAUCUAUCUUCUACUAUCGCCUUGCUGCUGCUGCGCGGCUGUUGCGCGCUGAAACGCGCCCUCUUCACACAACAACAGCAGCAGCAGGCAUCGGCCACAGCAAUAAUGAACACCAACCUAGCUUCGCACCGUCUUGUCUCCGUCUUGUCUUGUCUCAGCGUGGAUGUCUACAAACUUAGCCGCAGUCGCUUACACACACCCACAUACACAUACCUAAUCCGUAUCUCGGCCUGAACAUCGAUCAUCAAUCACAUCGCAUCACAUCGCCCCGCCCCACAUACAUACGCGGACCUGAUUGGUCGCUGCCCGUGAUGGCUUGCUUACACCACCACCACCACCACCUCACCCAUCCAUCCGCAAAUCCAGCCAUACCCGCGCGCUCAGCUCCCUACCCACGUACGUAAAUAUACACACACACACACACACAUACAUAGCAACACCCCAUAAUAUCCACCAGUAAGCGCGCGCGCCCGAACGCCCGCGCGCCUGGGAUUUUCAGCCUGAUGCGCGCGGCGCGCAGUGUCUGCCUACCUGACUGACUGACUACCGCGCCC